CCCGCGUGAAGCCGUCAUAGGAGCAGUUACAGGUGAGCCGAAGGUCACAGCGACCGCAGGAUGGCCUCUCGUCAUCUGGGUUUGACCUCUGACCCCAACAGAGAGCGAGGAGGAUGAUGAUCUGGAAGUCGGAGUAAAGGCUUUCCACCUGAGUGCCUGAGGCCGCGUCACACCAGAAUGUAGCACAGCAGAGUUCAUCCUCAUAUCUUCUCCAAGAGAAGCAUCAGGAUAAAAGGCGGAGAAGCAGCAGAGGACAGCAAUUGGUUUAGCACACACGCUGAUCCUGAAACAGGUCACACGAUCACUUCUUCACCACCAUCAUCACCAUCACCACCACCACCAUGAAGUGGCUCAGUGUGUCUCUGGCACUGUGCUCCCUCCUGGCCCUGAUCCGAGCCGGCCCGCUCCACCCCAACUCCACCUCCCCCGUCCACGACAUCCCCAGACAAUCGGGCCGCUGCGCGUACAUUGUGCACAAUUUACCUGCCCACGUACCCAUCGGUAUGUUCGUCCCGCAGUGUGACGCCAACGGGAACUUCCUCCCGCAGCAGUGCUCGGGGUCGACCGGAUACUGCUGGUGUGUCAACGUCCUCACCGGAGAUAAGAUACCGGGCACCGAGACUCCGCCAGGGGCCAUACCUGUGAACUGUGACAUGGAAUACCACUGCCCCUACGACUGGUCCCACUUUGGCAAACGCUGUUACUACUUCGUCGACAGCCCGAAGACAUGGGUUGAAGCUGAGAGUUACUGUCUGUUCGAAGGAGCAAACCUGGCAUCGAUCCACAGCGAAGAGGAGUGUCACUUCAUCCAGUCUUUGACCAAAGCACACAGCUACGACUUUCCCCUAACCUGGCUCGGUGGCCACAACGCCGUACACUCUUGUUUUUGGAUGUGGAAUGAUGGCACCAAGUUUGACUUCGACAACUGGCACAAGAAAAUGGACAUGGACGACGAAAUGGAGAAAACUGACUGCUGCCUGAAGAUUAACUAUGGAUAUAACCUGAAGUGGCACCACGGUUCUUGCAAUGAGACGCUCCCAUUUGUUUGUUCCAAGAUGACCCAUUACUAGAUCCAACAGUUGGAGUCCCGAUCAGCUCCUCACACUGCUUUCUUUCCGUCGUUUUGAUAGACGUUAGUGACAGAUAUUAGCGUGCAUGGCUUUAGAGUUUAGUUUUCUUUGUGAGUCUACACCGAGUCUGGCUAAUCCACCUGCAGGGCUGACUCUGGGCUAACUCUAAAUCAUGUUGCAUGCGUCUCAUCUGCUGUAAGAACUGUAACUCUUACAUAAGCAACACUCUCAAUAAACACAUUAGAGUUUUUAGAAAUUAUAUUAAUAAAAAAAUGUUCGCACCACUGACUGAGAAACAG
Acanthopagrus latus (yellowfin seabream) is the source of this 1369-nucleotide messenger RNA. It is a transcript of the gene eslec, whose product is annotated as ladderlectin. Lineage: Eukaryota; Metazoa; Chordata; Actinopteri; Spariformes; Sparidae. Bases 342 to 1070 code for a protein of 242 amino acids. The record is from RefSeq and is a predicted model, not a curated record. Gene Ontology annotation, molecular function: signaling receptor activity. The transcript has 8 exons.